Messenger RNA from Onychostoma macrolepis, 1139 nucleotides. RefSeq names its product tRNA-histidine guanylyltransferase 1-like (gene thg1l). NCBI's taxonomy places the organism in Eukaryota, Metazoa, Chordata, Actinopteri, Cypriniformes, Cyprinidae. Gene Ontology annotation, molecular function: tRNA guanylyltransferase activity; magnesium ion binding. Gene Ontology annotation, biological process: tRNA modification. The transcript has 7 exons. The coding region runs from base 181 to 1080 and encodes 299 amino acids. The record is from RefSeq and is a predicted model, not a curated record.
ACAAUGACCGCUUACGCACAUGUGAGUUUGUCAAAACAUACUUCCGGUUAAAGAAUAAUAUUUUGUAAACAGUAUAAUGUUAAAUAUUUAAAAAUACAACGCGUUUUAAGAUAAACGCUCUUUGAAGUUCUUCCUGAGGCUUGAAAAUUAACAUUUAAUUCAUGACGGUGCGCUUUCUGGAUGACAGCUAAGCAACUGUUAUCGGUCAACUUUCGAGGACUUACAGAGCACAAGGCUCUCUUAAGUCUUAAAUUCAGCACAUCAUCUGUCAUGGCCAAAAGCAAAUUUGAAUACGUGAGAAACUUUGAGCUCGACGACACAUGUUUGAGAAACUGUUACAUAGUGGUUCGGCUAGAUGGACGCAACUUCCACAAGUUUUCUGAGCAGCAUAACUUCAUGAAACCCAAUGAUAACCGAGCUCUGGGUUUGAUGAGCCGCAGUGCCCGUUCGGUCAUGGAAGAGCUGGAGGACAUCACUAUAGCCUAUGGACAGAGUGAUGAGUUCAGCUUUGUGUUCAAAAGAUCAACCACUUGGUUCAAAAGAAGGGCCAGUAAACUAAUGACCCAUGUGACGUCCCAGUUUUCCUCUAGCUUUGUUUACUACUGGAAGGAGUAUUUUGGGGAGCAGCCGCUGCUCUACCCACCCAGCUUUGAUGGCAGAGUGGUUCUGUAUCCGAGCAAUCAUAACCUAAGAGACUAUCUGAGCUGGAGACAGGCAGAUUGUCACAUUAACAAUUUGUACAACACUACGUUUUGGACGCUGGUGCAGAAUGGUGGACUGACCACAACGCAAGCUGAGGAAAGACUCAGUGGAACACAAGCAGCAGAUAAGAAUGAGAUCUUGUUUUCUGAGUUCAAUAUCAAUUACAAUAAUGAAUCCCCACUGCACAAAAAAGGCACGACUUUAAUAUGGGAAAAGGUGAAUGAAACCACAACUAAACAGAUCAAGCGGCCAGAUGAAGAAGAGACAGAAAUUACUGUAACACGGACAAGAAAGAAAGUCACAAGUCAUUCCUGUGAUAUCAUUGGAGAUCAGUUCUGGGAUGAACAUCCAGAUAUUCUGGAAAACGACCAGUGUUGAUCACAUAGUUAAAAGACUGUACCAGACCAAAUGCAAGUUCAUUUUUCCCUUUGGUAUUU